Messenger RNA from Hibiscus syriacus, 1418 nucleotides. RefSeq names its product tryptophan synthase beta chain 1-like. The transcript has 4 exons. NCBI's taxonomy places the organism in Eukaryota, Viridiplantae, Streptophyta, Magnoliopsida, Malvales, Malvaceae. Gene Ontology annotation, cellular component: cytoplasm. The coding region runs from base 33 to 1394 and encodes 453 amino acids. The record is from RefSeq and is a predicted model, not a curated record. Gene Ontology annotation, biological process: L-tryptophan biosynthetic process. Gene Ontology annotation, molecular function: tryptophan synthase activity.
UAUGUAGUACCGAACUUGUAGAAACAAGAACGAUGAUGGCUUUCAGUAGCAAGGCUCUUUGCUUCAACAAACAAAUGAUUUCGAGUUCCAUUAGGCAUCCCUCUGUCGACAAAAAAACAGCCACUGCUCCGGUUGUUUCCCUUCCGGAGAUUCCCCGAACACAACCAGCUUUGACCAUGAACAAUCCUCUAGUUAAAACCCUUGAUAAGCAAGAGAUUCUUGAAAAUAUUCCAGGGAAAUUUGGAAAGUUUGGGGGGAAGUAUGUGCCCGAGACACUCAUCUCUUGUUUAACUAAACUUGAAGCUGAGUUCAACCUGGUUUUGCAUGAUUCUGAGUUUCAGGAGGAGCUGGCAACGGCAUUAAAGGACUACGUCGGAAGAGAGACACCUUUAUACUUUGCUCAUCGGUUAACAAAUCACUACAAGAACAGCCAAGGCGAAGGACCGGAGAUUUAUCUAAAGAGAGAGGAUCUCAACUACGGUGGGGCUCACAAAAUAAAUAACGCCAUAGCGCAGGCAAUGAUCGCCAAGCGAUUGGGCCGGAAAACCAUAGUGGCGGCCACCGGAGCUGGACAGCAUGGAGUAGCAACCGCCGCUGCAUGUGCUAAGCUUUCUCUAGACUGUACCAUCUUCAUUGGAGCCACGGACAUGGAAAAACAAGCCUCCAACAUCCUAUUAAUGAAGCUUCUCGGUGCUAAGGUAGAGCCUGUGGAUGGAACAUUCAAAGAUGCGAGCUCGGAAGCCAUAAGGGCGUGGGUUGGGGAGCUUGAAACGAGCUAUUAUCUGACGGGAACGGCAGUAGGGCCUCAUCCGUGUCCGAGCAUGGUACGCGAAUUUCAAUCCGUCAUUGGAAAAGAGACGAGAAGGCAGGCCAUGGAGAAAUGGGGUGGAAAACCAGAUUUACUUGUGGCUUGCAUCGGGAGUGGAUCCAAUGCUUUGGGUUUAUUUCAUGAGUUCAUAGAGGACGAAGAUGUGAGGUUGAUCGGGGUGGAGGCUGCUGGGUUUGGGCUUGAUAGUGGUAAACAUGCUGCAACUUUAGCUAGGGGACAUGUGGGUGUGUAUCAUGGUGCAAUGAGUUAUCUUUUACAGGAUAAUGAAGGACAAAUUCCGAGUCCCCAUUCCAUUGGUGUAGGGCUAGAGUAUCCAGGGGUUGGACCGGAGGUGAGCUUUUUAAAAGAAACAGGUCGAGCCGAGUUUCAUACUGCCACAAACAAAGAAGCUGUGGAUGCAUAUCGACGGCUAUGCCGAUUGGAAGGCAUAAUACCGGCGUUAGAGGCCUCACAUGCAUUGGCUUUCCUUGACAAACUAUGUCCUACUCUGCCCCAUGGGACCAAAGUUGUCGUCAAUAUCAGCGGUCGUGGAGAUAAAGACGCUGCCAUUGUCUCCCAAUACUAACCACAUUAUUCAAUGGUUUCACAA